This is a messenger RNA of Patella vulgata (common limpet), 4658 nucleotides long. Its product is annotated as liprin-beta-1-like. Bases 189 to 2324 code for a protein of 711 amino acids. Gene Ontology annotation, biological process: neuromuscular junction development. Gene Ontology annotation, molecular function: protein binding. Lineage: Eukaryota; Metazoa; Mollusca; Gastropoda; Patellidae. Gene Ontology annotation, cellular component: presynaptic active zone. The record is from RefSeq and is a predicted model, not a curated record. The transcript is spliced from 22 exons.
UAAUCUGUUUAACGGUUCCAUUGGUUGUGGAAGUGACGUCAGUUGAAGGAUAACGUACGGAGCACCGGUGAAACGGGUCAUCACUGCAUGCAUCGCAGUUCUAGUCUUAAUCUUAAUUACAUGUAUUAUUAUUUGUUUUGGGGGAACUUCUGACCAGGUCCUCCCUGGAAACACAUAAACUAGACCUAAUGGCGGAAAUAUCCAGUCUGAAGAACAAACUAGCAUUGACUGAGAAAGAAAGACGGGAAUUAGAUGAGAGAUUACAAAUAUCUCAGAGGCAUAUAUCUGAAAUGGAUGCCAAAAUGUCCUUCAAAGAUUCAGAAAUAAAUGAGCUUCGUCAGAGAUGUCGUAUGAAUGGAACUAUCCUGAAUCCUGAUUCAAGUGGGGAUUCUGGCAAAGAUAGAACUAUAGAUAGAGAACGAACGUUAGAUAGACUAAAACGAAAACAAACAGAGGUUGAGAAGUUAAAGAAAGCUGUAGAAUCUUUAUUAAUAUCGAAUGAUGAUAAGGAUAAAAGAUUAGAUGAAAUGAGAAGAUUAGUUAGGAGAUAUCGUAAAGUAGAGGAAAUGUUGAUACAAGCACAGGGUAGAAAAGCUGUAGAAGAAUUAAUGUUAAAUGCUGAAGAUGAUACAAGUUCAACUAGUUCUUCUACAACCCCAUCUGUUGGAGAAAUAAUGAGAGACAACUUGCAUAAUAUGGAUGAUUUACGGGUAAAUACUAACUAUCUAUCAUCACCUACAGCGACUAGUACACCAGUAACAUCUAGCAAUCGUGAAGCACUUGGCAUGACUCGAUCUAAUAGUUGUGAACAUUUAAUACCUAAGUCUCAACUUAUGAAAACACCACCUACAAGUAAGAAAAAAUUUGAAACACAGAACAAUGGAGGCUUUGGUACGUUACCUAAAGAACGUUAUAGAGAAGGCGAAGAAACACCCAAACGCACUAGGGGGUUCCCAACUCUAGGGAGAACUUUGUUACGUAUCAGAUCAGGGAAACGAAGCUGUUCUGCACCAAAUUUAGGAAAGAAAAAAAAAGGAAAAAAAUCUAAGUCACAUUCAGAGGUUGUAACUGAUGAUGAAGAUGGAUUACAACAUUUCGGAACAAAUGGCAUCCACCAAGAAAAGAAAAGAAGAGGAUUACGAAAACUGUUUGGCAAAUUAAAAAGAAGCAGUUCACAGGAUUUUGAUGGGGAUAAAAAUCGUCAAGAUGAAUUUAAACGUGGUGGUGUUAGGGCAACUGCUACAGCUAGACUUGGUGGAUGGUCUCAACAACUUAAAACUAACAUCAAUGAUCUGGAUAUCCCGUUUGCUAGAUGGGAUGGAGAUCGUGUGACAGCAUGGUUAAAUGAUAUUGGACUCAACAUGUAUUUAGUAGAUUGUAAGAGAUGGGUUAAAAAUGGUGAACAAUUAUUACGCGCUUCCCCACUACAUUUAGAGAAGGAAAUGGGAAUGAAAAAUGGUUUACAUCGUAAGAAGUUACAGUUAGCAUUACAAGUUAUUGGAUCAGAGAGUAAUGAUAGAUUGAGUGAUCUCGACCAUAAUUGGGUUACAAGAUGGUUAGAUGAUAUUGGGCUUCCACAGUAUAAAGAUAGUUUUUAUGAUGCUAGAAUAGAUGGUAGAAUGCUACAUUAUAUGACAGUUGAUGAUCUGUUAGCCUUGAGAGUGUCAAAUGAACUCCAUCAUAUUAGCAUUAAGCGUGGUAUUCAAGUUUUACGUUUGAAUAAUUUUGAUCCACAAUGUCUUCGUCGUCGACCUUCGCCUGAUGAGAUCCUUCCUGGUGAUGUCAUGUCAUGGACAACCCAUCGUGUUAUGGAAUGGUUAAGAACAAUAGAUCUGUCAGAAUAUGCCCCUAAUCUGAGAGGUAGCGGUGUUCAUGGGGGUAUUAUGGUACUUGAACCCCGAUUUACAGCAGAACUCUUCUCACAACUUUUAUCCAUCCCUCAUACUAAAACUCUGCUAAAGCGUCAUCUCAACACACAUUUUGUAGCAUUGAUAGGAAAUGGUACACAACAGAAAAAACGGGAAUAUGAGGCCACCGUCGGCUAUGUACCAUUAUUACCCAGUUCUAAAAUAAAGAGAGGCAAAUUUGCAUUAUUUGGUCAUAAAAGAACAAAAUCUGAAACAGAAGCAGAUGGAUUUAUUUGCCCCAUGGAUAUUGGUAAAGAUAUACGCAAUGGGAAUUAUGGCAAUGGCACGAACGGUAAUUUUCCCCACAAAGAUGAUAAGGCUGCUAAAGAGAUUGGUGCUUUUUCAAAGGAGAUUAACACAUUAACAAAUAUGUUAGCCCAGGAUCGUUUUUAUGAAGUUCAAACAUCGAAUGUGUGACAGAAUUAAUACUGAGAGUCCAUAAUUAACUCUUCCAUGGAAUCGCAAUAGCAGGGAUGAUUGUUUGAUGUUGAAGAAAUUAUUUUUAUACCAAUAACUGGUCUUUUAAAAUAUAUAGUAAUUAUUAUGAUAUAGAACAAUUUUACCAAAUUUAUGUUCAUUUUCUUUCUAUGUAAUUUUAUAUACUAAACUUGUUCAGUUAUAUGCUGCUCCUUUUAAUAACUUUUUUUUUAAUUUAAAAGUGGACAAUUGAAUUCUUGUGAAUAUCAAAUUAAAAUGCAUUUAAUAUUUUAAAAAAAAACCCUCAAUUAUUUUCAAAAUGAAUUGAUGUUCCCAAGUACUCCUUAGUUACGAGAUAUUGAAAUAUGUUCAUCUCAUGUCAACUGUUAAUUACUCACUUAUUAUGAAAUGUAGAUAGGAAUUGUACAUUCUUUUAUUUAUUUUUAUACGCCCACAUUGAAAUGUGGUCGUAUAUUGUUGCCGCCCUCGUCCGUCCGUCGGUCCGGCGUCCACAAUUGCUUGUGGAUGCUCUAUAGGCUAAAGUUAAUAUCCGAUUGACUUUAAAUUUAUACUCAGCGUUUAAGGUCAUGAGACGAAGAAGCCUAUUGAUUUUCAGUGAUUUCUGAUAAUUACUGCUAGAGUUAUGGCCCUUGAUCACUUCAAAAAAUCUUGUGGACGCUCUAGAGGUCAAAGUUAAUAUCCGAUUGACUUUAAAUUUAUACACAGUGUUUAAGGUCAUGAGACGAAGAAGCCUAUUGAUUUUCAGCAAUUUUCGAUAAUUACUGCCAGAGUUAUGGCCUUUGAUCACUUCAACAAAUCUUGUGGACGCUCUAGAGGUCAAAAUUAAUAUCCGAUUGACAUUAAAUUUAUACACAGAGUUUAAGGUCAUGAGACGAAGAAUCCUAUUGAUUUUCAACGAUUUUCGAUAAUUACUGCCAGAGUUAUGGCCCUUGAUCACUUCAAAAAAUCUUGUGGACGCUCUAGAGGUCAAAGUUAAUAUCCGAUUGACUUUAAAUUUAUACAAAGUGUUUAAGGUCAUGAGACGUAGAAGCCUAUUGAAUUUCAGUGUUAUUCGAUAAUUACUGCCAGAGUUAUGGCCCUUGAUCACUUUGAAAAAUCUUGUGGAUGCUCUAGAGGCUAAAGUUAAUAUCCGAUUGACUUUAAAUUUAUACACAGUGUUUAAGGUCAUGAGACAAAGAAGCCUAAUGAUUUCAGCGAUUUCCGAUAAUUUUUGCCAGAGUUCUGGCCCUUGAUCACUUUGAAAAAUCUUGUGGACGCUCUAGAGGCUAUAGUUAAUACCCGAUUGACUUUAAAUUUAUACACAGUGUUUAAGGUCAUGAGUUGAAGACGCCUAUUGAUUUUCAGUGAAUUCCGAUAAUUACUGCCAAAGUUAUGGCCCUUGAUCACUUUGAAAAAUCUUGUGAUGCUCUAGAGGCUAAAGUUAUCAUCCGAUUGACUUCAGAUCGAUACACAGAGUUUAAGGUCUUGAGACGAACAAGUAUAUUGAUUUUCAAUGAAUCUUUAUGACUUGAACAGCUAUAUCCAUGAUGUUAAAAGUUUCGUAUACUAAACGUUAGCCUGGGCCCGAACUUUAUAAAAACCAAACAAAUUCUAAUUGUUUUCCGAUAAUUACUUAAUGAGUUGUUACUCUUAAUCAGAUUUUAAUGCAUCAAAAUGUUUCAUUACCGAAAAAAGUAAAAAUAUGCGACAACUCUUGUUGACUGCCCGGACGAUAUAGCUGCUGUGGGCGUAUGUUUCGUUGCCUGGCAACCUAUCUUUUAUAAUGGAUUUGUAAUAUAAGAAAUAUAUCUACAGAUUUAUGCAGUGUUCAGUUUAGACAUGUAUUUAUAACUACGUACCCCCUUCCCUUCCCACAAUCAAGAGUAGAUUUGUUUAUAUUUGAGAGUUAAAAUAUACCUAAAAGGGAAGGAACUCACUUAUUGAACUGAUCACCAAUAGUGAAUUUCAAAAAUUUUAUGUAAAAGUUGUGAAAAAAUGAGAUUUUUAUAAUGCUCCUGGCAUUAAGCCAAAAAUAUGUUUAUUUUACAAAAGUGUGAUUCAGAAGGUGCCUUUAAUAUAUUUGUACCUUGAUUAAUCAAUGUUUUUAUCAUAAUUUUAUUUCAGUUCCCUCAAAUACAAUUUCUACUCACAUUUCGUUGAAUUCUCUGUGAGAGUUUAUAAUGCCAAAAGUGCCUUUUUUCGUCAUUCUGUCUUCUAUUGUAUCUCUCCAUAUCGUUUUAAUCUAUUUAUGUAUAUUUUUAAUUUAGUGCAAUCGUGUAUAAACUGUUUUAUAUUGUAAUAUAUCUACAUAAAUAAACACCUUUUAGAUAUGAA